Messenger RNA from Phytophthora nicotianae INRA-310, 270 nucleotides. RefSeq lists its product as hypothetical. The coding region runs from base 1 to 270 and encodes 89 amino acids. Lineage: Eukaryota; Oomycota; Peronosporomycetes; Peronosporales; Peronosporaceae. The record is from RefSeq and is a predicted model, not a curated record. The transcript has 2 exons.
AUGGCACCUCUGUUUGACGAAGAGAACACUGAGGAUGACACAUGUCACUCUGCCGAUGUCCACAUUGAGUUCCUCAAAUCUGUCCUAAAGGACGUUAAGAUAUUUAAGAACACUAGCAAUAUUAGUGUGAAGUUAGUCGGCUGUGCGAGCCACCGUCUCAAUCUGUCGCUGGGGAUGUACUUAGACGACUACGAAGGCAUCCUGUCCAAGAUCAAUAGUUUGAUGAAGGAUCUCAAGAAGCUGAACAACGCGGCAAGGUUGAGGUACUGA